Messenger RNA from Condylostylus longicornis, 1096 nucleotides. Its product is annotated as probable dimethyladenosine transferase. The transcript has 5 exons. The record is from RefSeq and is a predicted model, not a curated record. Gene Ontology annotation, molecular function: rRNA (adenine-N6,N6-)-dimethyltransferase activity. Gene Ontology annotation, biological process: rRNA methylation. The coding region runs from base 106 to 1026 and encodes 306 amino acids. Gene Ontology annotation, cellular component: mitochondrial matrix. Lineage: Eukaryota; Metazoa; Arthropoda; Insecta; Diptera; Dolichopodidae.
CAUAUGGAUUUGAGUUUAAGUUUACGUAGAAAGUCAAAAUUCUAGGUUUUGAGGAACACGUGAACUAUCUUUCUAAAAUAUUUACAUAUUUAACUAAAUUGAAAAAUGCCAAAAGAGAAAGCUGUGAAAAAGUCCAGGAUACACAAUGAAAUUCAAAAACAAGGUAUUGUAUUUAACAAGGAUUUUGGACAACAUAUUUUAAAGAAUCCUUUGGUUAUAACAAGUAUGAUAGAAAAAUCUGCCUUAAGGCCAACGGAUGUUGUACUUGAAGUAGGUCCAGGUACUGGCAACAUGACAGUAAAAAUAUUAGAAAAGGCGAAAAAAGUGAUCGCAUGUGAAAUUGAUACGAGAUUAGUUGCAGAACUUCAGAAACGUGUACAAGGUACAAUAUAUCAACCUAAGCUACAAAUUUUGAUCGGUGAUGUUCUUAAAUCUGAAUUACCGUUUUUCGACAUAUGUAUUGCUAAUAUACCAUAUCAAAUUAGCUCUCCUCUAGUUUUUAAAUUACUCUUACAUAGGCCAUUUUUUCGAUGUGCGGUACUAAUGUUCCAAAGAGAAUUUGCACAAAGACUUGUUGCAAAACCGGGAGACAAACUCUAUUGUCGUUUGAGUAUAAAUACCCAGCUUUUAGCCAGAGUAGAUUUGCUUAUGAAGGUAGGAAAAAAUAAUUUCAAACCACCACCUAAGGUAGAAUCUAGUGUCGUACGCUUAGAACCGAAAAAUCCGCCACCACCUAUAAAUUUUGUCGAAUGGGAUGGUCUAACAAGAAUAGCAUUUUUAAGGAAAAAUAAAACAUUAGGUGCAGCAUUUAAGCAAACUUCUGUCUUAGACAUGUUGGAAAAAAAUUACAAACUACACUGUUCACUGCGGAAUACUGAAAUUGAGAAAGAAUUCAAUAUGCAACAAAAAGUCAUGUCUAUCCUUCAAAAUUUAGGUGUUGAAAACUUACGAGCACGCACAAUGGAUAUAGACGAUUUUAUGAAAAUUCUCUUAGGUUUCAAUUCCGAAGGCAUUCAUUUCAGUUGAAAUAAGCAAUUUCAGUUUUUACUUUCAAGAUUUAUUAAUUUUAAUAACAAUAAUAAAUUUUACAAAAAAC